This is a messenger RNA of Macrosteles quadrilineatus (aster leafhopper), 2983 nucleotides long. RefSeq names its product NAD kinase-like. Gene Ontology annotation, biological process: NAD+ metabolic process; NADP+ biosynthetic process. The transcript has 14 exons. The record is from RefSeq and is a predicted model, not a curated record. The coding region runs from base 189 to 1664 and encodes 491 amino acids. NCBI's taxonomy places the organism in Eukaryota, Metazoa, Arthropoda, Insecta, Hemiptera, Cicadellidae. Gene Ontology annotation, molecular function: NAD+ kinase activity.
UCUAGCUAGUGUAAGAGUUGUCUGCUCGGUUGGUUGUUGUGUUUACUUACACUGUUUAUUUCGUCAGUGUAAAUUAUAAUAGGUUCUUGCCGAUUAUCUAUUUUUAAAAUAUUCACUAGUAAUAGCGGUAUUUUUAUAUUACCGCAACCUUCUUUUAUUCAUCUGAUCUAUUUUUAACUCAUAAGGCGAUGAAUGAGCAAGAUUUGCACCUGGCCAAGGCAAUGGUCCGCAUGGAUCUGCAGGAGAGCCCCAAACAACCCCGCAAGACUGUCGUUAGCAAAGUGCAGGAGAAACUGCAAAACUUCAGUGGUGGCUUGACGGUGGAGGAUGCUGUUUUGGCACAAGACGACCAGAAUCUCUACGACUGGGCAAACAGAAGUGGUAGCUCGUCGUCGACUGAAGACGUGUUGCCUGGUUUGGUCCAUUAUGUUCCUUUUGUCAGCAGUAGUGUCAUCAGGAGGACCCGGUCCCUCAAUGCUCCCAGCCCCAUACAACAGUUCGGCCCUUGUGGUCGGAUAAUGAAAAAUUCUGCCAUGGUCAUGACCAUACAGGACCCAGCCAGCCAGAGACUGACCUGGUACAAGCCUCCUCUCACUGUCCUUGUCAUCAAGAAGGUGCGAGAUGUCUCUGUGUUGAGUCCCUUCGUACAACUCGUCCGUUGGCUCAUAGAGGAGAAGCGCAUGGUGGUGUUUGUGGAACAGUCAGUCAUGGAUGACUCUCUGUUGGUGGCCAACUCUGACUUUUCCAACGUCAAGGAGAAACUCAUGACAUUCCGAGACGGCAAAGAUGACCUUACAGAUAAAAUAGACUUCAUUAUCUGUCUGGGAGGGGAUGGCACAUUGCUAUACGCCAGUUUGCUCUUCCAACAGUCUGUUCCUCCUGUGAUGGCGUUCCAUCUCGGCUCUCUAGGCUUUCUCACACCCUUCGAGUUUGAGAACUUCCAGGAACAAGUCACCAACGUUUUGGAAGGCCACGCAGCUCUGACUCUUCGCAGCAGACUAAGGUGUAUCAUCAUGCGCAAAAACGAAGAAGUGUCUAAGUCCAAGCCACCCACCAACCUGCUGGUCCUCAAUGAGGUUGUGAUUGACCGAGGACCAUCACCUUACCUCUCCAACAUCGACCUGUUCUUGGACGGCAAACAUAUCACAUCUGUGCAAGGCGACGAGCCCCCGGGAGGGAAUUCCAAGAAAAGAGAGAGACAGAGAGCUUUGGCUAUAGGUUUGAUUGUGUCGACACCCACAGGCAGCACAGCGUAUGCAGUAGCCGCAGGUGCCUCCAUGAUCCAUCCCAGCGUCCCCGCCAUCAUGGUCACCCCUAUCUGCCCCCACUCUCUCUCCUUCAGGCCCAUUGUUGUGCCCGCUGGAGUCGAGCUCAAGGUCAUGUUAAACAACGACGCUCGCAACACUGCUUGGGUCUCGUUUGACGGACGUAACCAGCAAGAGUUGCAUGUAGGAGAUAGUUUGCGGGUCACUACGUCUAUCUACCCGGUACCGAGUAUCUGCUCACAAGAUCAGAUAUCUGACUGGUUUGAUUCUCUGGCCGAGUGUCUGCACUGGAACGUCAGAAAGAGGCAGAAACAUCUUGAUGAACUUAGCGAUCUGACUCACUCAACGAGCAACGACACGCUCGACUCUCUAGACCACACCGAGCAGCUUGACAGCUAGAACAUGGUCAACAGAAGUAAAACAGGACAAUAAUAAAGGGCCAAAGGUCUCUGCAGCCUGGAAAGAAAAUUAAGAUUUUGCUGCCGUGCAACCUUAACCAAUUAAUUUUGUAUUUCUUAGUUACAAGUUACGUUUUUAUAUUUAUUGAAUGUACUUUUAUGGUGACUGGAAUAGUGUAGGUAUUGUAAGAAGAUUGAACGUAUCAGUGAGUGUUUGAGAGUGUGAAUGUUUGCGUACAACGCUGCGAUGUGAUAUGUACAGUUGUUAGAACGUAGUUUUAAUCCAUUUUGUAUUUGAUAUUGCCACAGUGAGGUUUAGAUUUCUGACAAGAUUAUUACAUAUAUUUAACAUUUCCUGUUCUUGUGAUAUGCAGUGUUAGGUCCCAAUGUGUUUGUCAAUUCCUCGUGUAUUUUCUUGUGCCUGUCUGUCGUAUCUGGUUAUUUUUAUAGGUUUGUAUUAUGUCUUUGUAUAUUUAUAUUUUAGUAUAAAUUCAUUGUAGAUUGUAAACUUUGUUAGAACUAUGUAAGUAACCUGAUAAAACCGUCAAAUGAAAACAACUGUUUUUAUAAGUUAAAUUUUUAAAUUAAAAGUGUGAAUGGAUUUAUGUUUUUUCAAUCUUUUGGAGUUUUAAUCAUUGAAAUGUUGCCGUUAAAUUUUGUCUUUGACAAUAUUCUUUAUUUUUAUAAUUUUAUAACACAUUGAUUGUUAUAAAACAUCUCUUUUUUAGAAAAGUCUAAACGGAAUUUUCUAUAAAAACGGAUGUUUUAUUAUUUGAUGUAUUUGUAUAUACUUGUUUCAUAGUUGAUUUUGUAUAUUUGAUUUUAAAAAAAACACUGAAUUUGUUAGAUUAUUUUGAAGUCCGAAAAUAAUGUUUGAAACUAAACACUGAACACUAACUUAAGUUUCAAAUUAAUUGUAAAAUCAUUUUAUUUUACUCUAAAUAAAAGUAUUUAUAAAAAACUGAAUUACCAAAAUUUAAUGACACCUAACAAGAAAUGGAAGUGAUUUUUUUGUAUUUCUUACAGCGAGUGUUUUUAUAUAUAUAUAUAUUUUUUAAUGAUCAAGGAAAUUUAUACAGAUACAAUAUUUAAUGCAAAUUAAAACCCUCUGUUGCUUGAUGAAUUAAUUAUCAUCAAACACAAAGUUUAAAGAUUCCAGCCAAACAUUACCAUUAUGAGGGUGAAUAAAUAAAAACAUGUUGAGAUAAAAAUAUAUUCUAUCGGUUUCUAUUUUUUUGUAGAAUGUAUUUGUUAAAUUUGAUUGGUUUUUAAUUUUGUACUUUUGAAAUAAUGUAAUAAAAGAAUCACAAACAUUCAUAA